Molecule: messenger RNA, 515 nt
Organism: Fulmarus glacialis (Northern fulmar)
Lineage: Eukaryota; Metazoa; Chordata; Aves; Procellariiformes; Procellariidae
Gene: CFAP68
Product: chromosome unknown open reading frame, human C11orf1
Cellular component (GO): nucleus
Source: RefSeq, a predicted model, not a curated record
AUCAUGUCCAAGAUCUGUACAACUCCCUCCAUGGUUCUUUAAUGCAUGCUACUGGCCAUGGGGACUGGAUGGACUGAGACAGCACUUCUAAGUUUUCCCAGUAUGGCUGGAGGUGCACCCCCAAUAAAAAUUAUUACUCAGCAAAAACCCUCAUGGGGACCUGGAAUGAAGAGCGAUACGAUAUCCAGAGAACUGUGCAGCCCAAGCCACUUCCUUCCCAGUACACUCACUGCUUUGAAACAACAUACUCUUCAGAUUACAACAAGGGAAAGCAUCAGAGAAUAAAAAGAUUUGAACAAGAACCUCAUUGGUUUCUGAGCCACCACCCUGAACUAGAACCUCCUUUGUUCAACCCAACUGCUCAGUCCUGCUACACAAUAGACUACAGGCCUCCAUAUGGCAGUAUUUUCUUUGCUUGUGUCCAACGUUCAGAGAAGGAACAAGAAGGAUGCCGGAAAAGCAACAGAGAUGGAGAGAAUCUGUAGACUAUGCUUUCAGAGAAACAGGAGGUAUAA